GUGUGUCAGGGGAGGGGGGAAUAGCAGCUCUCUCCCAAAGAUGGUUCAAACCCUCGUCUGCCGGCCCCAAAUGACUCUUCCAAGCUCACCUUCCAAGGCUGCUCGGCUCAAUCUCCACCGUCCGUCACCAAAUUUCCGGCCAUCACCGCCGCUGCACCACCGCCGGCCGCUCUUGCCGCUGGUCCUCCGGCCACCCAUUCCCUCUUCCAGGAUCAGUAGUUCAUUGGCAUUCGACUUCAAAGCUGGCAAAGGAAUGAGAGAAUUUCAUGAUGUCGAGCUCAAAGUCCGGGAUUACGAAUUGGAUCAAUAUGGUGUUGUAAACAAUGCUAUCUAUGCAAGUUACUGCCAACAUGGUCGCCAUGAACUGUUGGAAAAGAUUGGUGUGAGCGCAGAUGCAAUAGCCCGCAAUGGUGAUGCCUUAGCACUGUCAGAGCUGUCACUCAAGUUCCUUGGACCAUUACGAAGUGGAGACAGGUUUGUUGUCAAGGUAAGGAUAUCCGACUCUUCGGCUGCUCGACUAUUCUUCGAACACUUAAUCUUCAAGCUACCGAAUGAAGAGCCCAUUCUGGAAGCAAGGGGCACAGCUGUUUGGCUCGACAAGAACUACCGUCCUGUCCGUAUUCCUCCGGAGAUCAGAUCAAAGUUUGUUCAGUUUCUUCGUCACGAGGAAUGACUUCUCUGGUGUGGGAAUUCAACAAAAAGAGCUAGUAUUUCGCUGAAUACUCGGAAUACCUUUCAAAUCAACUACAUUGAAAUAGAAAAUGUUACUUCUAGAUUCCCCAGUUUUCUUUAAGUUUGACUUAAUAUAAAAACCGUCUGAUGUGGUAUUAAUUGGAAAACUGAACCCAUAGAAAUCAACCACCCCGGGUGGUAGCCAAGAUGGCAAUAUGGAUUACUCCAUUGGGUUUGGCUCUCAUGUGGUCAUGGGUUCCAGGUGUGCCGACGGCCCCUCGCUCCCGUUUGAAUCCUAUGAUCUGCUUAUUGUCUUGUUCGGCCUUGGCCCUUGGGGCAGUGUGUAACCAUGGGUUUCGGGUCUCCUUCAAGGGUCCCCGCCACGGGUUUGGAGUCCCUACGGUCGGUCACGCCCGAGGAGGUUAGCUAAGCCUGGUGGCCCCCUCAUCUAUCCUUUUUCCUUAGCGGGGGGGGAAGAAAAAACAGUUUGUAGAAAUAGCUCGUAUUACUUUGUUGACUUUACAAGCUUGUAAUUUUCUGGACGUAGCAGAUAAUGAGAGGCAAUGUUUUGGAUU
This is a messenger RNA of Rhododendron vialii, 1247 nucleotides long. Its product is annotated as acyl-acyl carrier protein thioesterase TE3, chloroplastic-like. NCBI's taxonomy places the organism in Eukaryota, Viridiplantae, Streptophyta, Magnoliopsida, Ericales, Ericaceae. Gene Ontology annotation, cellular component: chloroplast. Gene Ontology annotation, molecular function: fatty acyl-[ACP] hydrolase activity. The transcript is spliced from 5 exons. The record is from RefSeq and is a predicted model, not a curated record. Bases 41 to 673 code for a protein of 210 amino acids.